Molecule: messenger RNA, 2556 nt
Organism: Medicago truncatula (barrel medic)
Lineage: Eukaryota; Viridiplantae; Streptophyta; Magnoliopsida; Fabales; Fabaceae
Product: cation/H(+) antiporter 12
Exons: 4
Coding region: 1-2439 (812 amino acids)
Biological process (GO): proton transmembrane transport; regulation of pH
Cellular component (GO): membrane; endomembrane system
Molecular function (GO): antiporter activity
Source: RefSeq, a predicted model, not a curated record
AUGAAUAGUAAUAUAACAAGAGAACCAGGCUUAUAUGUCUCAGUUGCACAAAUAGAUGCUACAACCUUCAAUGUUUGUUCUGUUGCUCCACCAAAUAUUGUUUCAGAUGGAAUAUGGGGCGGCCCAGAUAGUAGAAGGAAUCCAAUGAAGUCUGCACUUCCUGUGUUUGAGAUGCAGCUUCUUGUGAUUUUUACUAUCACACAAAUAUGCAAUUUCUUCCUAAAACGUUUGCAUUUCCCUGCAUUUAUUGCACCAAUGCUGGUUGGCCUAAUUCUAGGCCCUUCAAUUCAACAUGCGGAAUUUGACAAAUACAAGAAGCUAUUGUUUCCAUAUGGAAGUCAAGACAUACUUGCAACAAUAUCAUUAAUUGGUUAUGUGCUUUACAUCUUUACCAUUGGUGUGCAAAUUGAUUUGAGCAUGGUAACCAGAACAGGACACAAGGUUUGGACCAUUGCAAUAAUGGGAUUUGUCGUGCCUAUACUGUUUAGUUUUGUGCCUCAAUUUGUGGUGUUACUAGAAAAAUAUUAUCGAUUCGAAGAUGUGACUAAACCACAUUUGAUUGUAGAUAUUUAUAGGGUGGUAAGAAUACAUAGCUCGGUUGCAUUCGCAGUCACUGCUACACUCCUCAAUGAACUUAAAAUUCUUAACUCCGAACUCGGAAGAUUGGCAUUAUCAUCAGCAAUGGUGACUUCUAUCUUAGGACUGUCUCUUCAAUGUAUUGGUAAUGUCCUAGAACAACAAGAAUCACACAUGAGGAUAAUAUUUGGGAUGUCAUUGCUUGCUUUAGUUGUCUUUGCUCCAUUAAUUUUUCGGCCAUUAAUGUUUUGGAUCAUCAGACAUACUAAAGAAGGAAGACCUGUGGAUGAUGGUUACAUCUAUGGUAUCAUUUUAAUGGUACUAGGUUUAGGUUGGUUUGCAGGUUACAUAAACCAAGAGUUUGCAUUAGGUGCAUAUGUUUUGGGGUUAGCUGUGCCAGACGGACCUCCAUUAGGAUCUGCAUUAGUUAGGAAGCUUGAAUUCUUUGGGACAAGUUUGUUGCUGCCAAUAUUUAUGACUUGUUGUGUGAUGAAGGCAGAUUUGUCUUUGCCAUAUACAUUAAAUGCAUCUAUUGGUUUUGGUAUCAUCAUUUGCUUUACACACAUUGUCAAAGUAAUAGCAUACCUUAUAUCUUGCCUCAUUUGCAAAAUCCCCUUCAAAGAUGCCUUGACUCUUGCCCUCAUUUUGAAUGCCAAAGGAGAAGUGGAUCUUGCAAAACUUUCAUUUUCAUAUGAUGACAAGCAUUCUCAUAAGUGUUUAUGCAAAUCAUAUUCAAAAAUUUCAUUUGUGUAUAUGCAUGGGAUGCAGUCUUUUGCUGGCCAAAUUUAUGCAGUGAAUGUAAUCAGCAUAAUGGUCGUAGCUUGCAUAGUAAAAUGGUCUGUGAAGAUAUUGUAUGAUCCAUCAAGAAAAUAUGCCGGCUACCAAAAAAGGAACAUCAUGAGUUUAAAACCCGACGCAGAACUGAGACUACUUGCUUGCAUUCACAAACAAUACAACAUAUCAGCUAUAAUAGACGCCCUUGACGUUUUUUCUCCAACAACAGAAAAACCUUUCAUUGUGGAUGCAUUGCAUCUUAUUGAGUUAGUUGGAAGGUCAUCCCCAAUUUUCAUCUCCCAUCGUCUUCAAAAAACAGUUUCGGGUUCUCGCAAGUCUUACUCAAAUGAUGUCAUUCUUGCUUUGGAUCUCUAUGAACAUGACAACUAUGGUGGAGUAACCACACACACUUACACCGCCAUAUCUCCACCAACCCUUAUGUAUGAAGAUGUUUGCCAACUUGCAUUGGACAAAGUCGCGUCUAUCAUAAUUCUCCCAUUCCAUAGAAGAUGGACUAUUGAUGGUGCCAUUGAAUCUGAUGACAAGAACAUAAGAUCCUUAAACUGCAAGGUACUGGAAAUAGCUCCAUGCUCAAUAGGAAUCCUCGUGAGUCGAUCUUCCUUAAAAAAUAAUUCACCCGUCAAGCUAGCCAUGAUUUAUCUUGGGGGAAGAGACGACAGAGAAGCUUUGUGCUUAGCUAAAAGAGCGAUAAGGAACCCGGGGAUCAACUUGGUUGUGUACCACCUUACAUCUGAGGAUGAUCACAUGUCAAACUUGGAGUAUCUACUUGAUAAUGAGGCACUCGAAGAAGUAAAGAAACUACCACAUUAUGGCUCGAAAAAUGUUUGUUAUAAAAAAUUGAUUGUAAAUAAUAGUCCAGGGACAUCAACUGUUCUUCGCGAUAUAGCGAAUGAACAUGACUUUUUUAUUGUUGGAAGAACACAUGACUCAGACUUGCCUCUGAUAGAAGGACUAACAAAAUGGAUUGAAUUUUCAGAGUUAGGUGUCAUUGGUGAUUUGCUUGCUUCACCAGAUCUUGGGAGUAGAGCUGGUGUUUUGGUAGUGCAACAACAAGUCAAAGACAAAUAAAUAGCUAGUGGGUGGAAGCUGAUAUAAAGAACAAAAAAAUCAAAGAAAUAUAAUGUACAAGACAACAAAGAUGAAAAAAGACUAGAGAAAUAGAAAGAUAGAACAUAAUUGUUUCAG